Molecule: messenger RNA, 6856 nt
Organism: Triplophysa dalaica
Lineage: Eukaryota; Metazoa; Chordata; Actinopteri; Cypriniformes; Nemacheilidae
Gene: myofl
Product: myoferlin like
Exons: 53
Coding region: 352-6495 (2047 amino acids)
Biological process (GO): plasma membrane organization; membrane fusion
Cellular component (GO): membrane
Source: RefSeq, a predicted model, not a curated record
CCAACGCCACAUCACCAGAGAUCAAAUCUGGGUCUGACUCACCGUGUUCUUUUUAGUUCCUUGGUCUAGGAUUACAUCUAUUAUUGAAAACAGCAAACAACCAAAAAGAGAGUAUUAAGAUAUUAGUGUUAGUCUGGUGUAAUGAAUAGCCACAUUUUUUAAACUGAAGACACGUUAAAACGUUCUUUAUAAAAAGGCAAAGGUGGUUAGUUGAAGGUGGACUGCGCGUUGUGUUGUUCCUCCUCUCACUCAUUCUGCGCUUGCUCUUCUGGUCAAUGCAUCUGCUCUCGGUGAAAAUUAUAAGUUAACUCCAUGUCUUCUGUGCAUCCAUAAAUCGCAAUAUUUGGCAACAUGUUGAGGGUGGUAGUUGAAUCCGCCAAAGGAAUUCCCAAAAAGACACUUGGACUUCCAGAUCCCAUAGCGACAGUUAUUUUUAAAGGUGAAAAAAAGAAAACAAAAACAAUUGACAGUGAAUUAAAUCCUGUAUGGAAUGAGAUCAUUGAGUUUGAUUUGAAAGGUUCCCCUUUGGAUUCUUCCUCAUUCGUUGAUGUGGUUGUGAAAGACUAUGAAACCAUCGGAAAACACAAAUUUAUCGGUUCUGCAAAGAUCUCUCUCAAGGAUUUGGCUUCUGGUCAGGCUAGAUCUCUUCCUUCAAAGAGUUUUCCUCUAAUCAAUGAGAAAAAGCAGGAUAUUGGGGCAGCUAUCAACAUUACGAUUGGUUAUGAGCCUCCCGCAAGUACUGUCCCAAACCCAAAUAAUCUCGGAGGAGGAGACGGAUCUGUCGCUGGAGAAACUGGAGCAGGUGAAGAGGAGAAAGGUGUGGACAGUGAUGAAGAUGUUACAGAUGGGGCUGAACCUGGAGCACCUGGCGGCUCUCCCUCUGGACAGCCCGGGAAAGACUCAAAAAAGGUGAUUCGUACAACUCGAAAGAGACAAAGAACUUUGGCGAACAAACCGCAGGACUUUCAGAUCCGUGUCCGAGUCAUUGAGGGUCGGCAGUUGCCUGGCAACAACAUAAAGCCGGUUGUCAAAGUAUGUGUAUGCGGUCAGACCCACAGAACAAGAGUCAGAAGAGGAAACAAUCCAUUCUUUGAUGAGAUUUUCUUCUAUAAUGUCAACAUGCUGCCCUCCGAGCUUUUCGAUGAGAGCAUCAUGAUCCGGGUGUACAAUGCCUACUCUCUGAGAGCAGACAGUCUCAUGGGGGAGUUUAAGCUGGAUGUCGGCUAUAUCUACGAUGAACCUGGUCAUGCAGUAAUGAGAAAGUGGCUGUUGCUAAGCGACACUGAUGACUCCAGCUCUGGAGCCAAAGGUUACCUGAAAGUUAGCAUGUUCGUAGUUGGAACCGGAGAUGAGCCUCCGGUUGAAAAAAGAGAUGGGAAUGAGGAACAGGAUGACAUUGAAAGCAACUUGCUGCUGCCGGCGGGAGUCGCUCUGCGUAUGGCUACACUCAGUCUGAAAAUCUACCGCGGAGAAGACCUGCCACAGAUGGAUGAUGCGUUUGCCCAGACAGUAAAGAGCAUAUUUGGUGGAACAGAUGACAAGAAAAAUUUGGUGGAUCCUUUUCUAGAAGUCAGUUUUGCUGGCAAAAAGGUUUGCACGAAGAUUGUAGAGAAGAAUGCCAAUCCAGAGUGGAACCAGCUUAUUCACCUGCAGGUCAAGUUUCCAUCGAUGUGUGAACGCAUCAAGCUCACGCUAUUUGACUGGGAUCGGCUGUCAAGGAAUGAUGUUAUUGGGACCACUUUCCUGAAUCUGACAAAAAUAGCAUCAUCUGGGGGAGAAGGGGAAUUGACACCAGAGAAUGGUCUGCCUUCUUCCUUUAACGCGGACACUGCCAACUCUGAGAUUGGCUUUCUUCCUUCUUUCGGUCCAUGUUUUGUGAACCUAUAUGGAAGUCCGAGAGAAUUUACUGGGCUUCCUGACCCAUUUGAGGAGCUGAACUGCGGAAAGGGUGAAGGGGUGGCGUAUCGAGGGAGGGUUUUGAUCGAGCUUUCUACUCAACUGGAGAACAAAACUGAGGAGAAGGUGGAAGAGAUUUCAAACGAUGACAUUUUGGUGGCUCAGAAAUACCAGCGCAGAAGGAAAUAUUCUCUAUGUGCAGUGUUCCACAGUGCAUGUAUGCUUCAAGAACCAGGUGAACCGAUUCAGUUUGAGGUCAGCUUUGGAAACUAUGGGAAUAAACUGGACUCCACCUGCAAACCUCUUGCCUCCACCACUCAGUUAGGCUGUGCUGUAUUUGAUGGAAAUCACUAUUAUUACUUGCCCUGGGCUGAUUCUAAGCCUGUUGUGAUCCUCACGUCUUUCUGGGAGGACAUCAACCAUCGCUUGGAUGCAGUGAACAUCAUUCUAUAUAUUGCUGACCGGCUGCAAUCAAACAUCACCUCUCUGAAGACGGCCAUUCUGGCUAAAGUGUCGGACUCUCGUCUAGCUGAGAUCUGGCUGAAACUCAUCACUCAACUCAUUGAUGACCUCACCAGUUACAGUGUACCAGAUCUGGAGGGCAAGCCGAACCUGACAGUGCUCGAUAUUCAGAUCAAGAAUCUGCGUGACAAAACCAUGGCAAGCAUCCAGGAUGCAGCCAAUCGCAUGAGAGACGAGGCUGUUGAUGUUAAAGCCACCAUGCCUGAUAUAGAGGACUGGCUGGAACGACUACAACAGCUCACAGAAGAGCCUCAGAACAGCAUGCCUGAUGUCAUCAUAUGGAUGCUAAGAGGAGAGAAACGUGUGGCUUAUGCCCGCAUCCCAGCCAAUCAGGUGCUCUACUCAACCCACAAUGAUCAGGCCACCGGCAAGUACUGUGGCAGGACACAAAGUAUCUUCCUACAGUAUCCAAUGGACAAAAACAAAGGUCUCAAGAUUCCUGUGCAGCUGCGUGUGAACAUGUGGCUGGGUCUGUCUGCACAUGAGAAGAAAUUCAACACCUUUGCAGAGGGAACAUUCAGUGUAUAUGCAGAAAUGUAUGAGAACCAGGCUCAGGUGUUUGGGAAAUGGGGAACCACAGGUCUGGUCGGCCGCCACAAGUUUUCAGAUGUGACGGGGAAGGUGAAGUUAAAGCAGGAGCGUUUUAUGCCUCCCCGGGCCUGGGAGUGGGAAGGAGACUGGAUAGUUGACCCCGAGCGCUGUCUGCUUACAGAGGCUGAUGCGGGGCACUCCGAAUUCACAGACGAGGUCUAUCAAAACGAAACACGUUUCCCGGGGGGCGAAUGGAAACCUGCGGCCGAACCCUACACUGAUGUGAAUGGAGAGAAAGCCCAGAGACCAGAGGAGUUUGAAUGUCCACCAGGAUGGCGUUGGGAAGACGAGUGGAAUUUUGACAUCAACAGGGCAGUGGAUGAGAAAGGUUGGGAAUAUGGCAUCACUAUACCUCCUGAUGAUAAACCUAGGUCUUGGGUUGCUGCGGAGAAAAUGUACCACAUCCAUCGCAGAAAAAGACUAGUUCGACCUCGUAAGAAAAUAGCAGACGCGCCCACUCUCGAGAAGAAAGAUUUAGGCGAUGGCUGGGAAUACUCAUCCCUGAUUGGCUGGAAAUUCCACAGGAAGGAGCGCUCUUCAGACACGUUCCGCCGCAGACGCUGGAGGAGAAAAAUGGCCCCGGCCAACAUCGUGGGCCCGUCGGCUAUCUUUAACCUGGAGGGGGCAUUGGGAAUAGACGAUGAUGAGGACAGCAAGAAGGGCAGCAAGAAGGACACAGCUAAAAUCUUUGGUGCCAGCACACCCACUGUGUUUUGCAGAUUUGACAAGUCAUCCAUCUAUCAUCUCAGAGUCUAUGUCUAUCAAGCCAGGAACCUUCUUCCUAUGGAUAAAGACAGCUUUUCAGAUCCCUAUGUCCACGUGUCCUUUUUGCACGUGAGCAAGACCACCGAGAUAAUCAAGUCCAACCUCAACCCCACAUGGGACCAGACUCUCAUUUUCGAUGACAUUGAAAUCUACGGCGACCCUCAGAACAUCGCUCAUCACCCACCCAGUGUUGUUCUGGAAGUUUAUGAUAGUGACCAAGUGGGAAAAGAUGAAUCUAUGGGCAGAUCUACGUAUCUUCCGGUAGUGAAGCUCAAUCCCGGGAACCCAUUGAUCCCGAAACUUCUCUGGUUCCCAAUAACUAUGAAAGGACGAAACGCUGGAGAGAUGCUGGUAGCAGCAGAGCUCCUGCUUAAAGACAAGGCAAAUGAAUCUAACCUGCCACUGGUUCCACCUAGAAGAAGUGAGAAUCUGUACAUGGUUCCUCAAGGAAUCAGGCCUGUGGUGCAGCUCACUGCUGUUGAGAUCCUGGCAUGGGGUUUAAGAAACAUGAAGCCAUAUCAGCUUGCUGCAGUGUCAUCUCCCAGCCUUAUAGUUGAAUGCGGAGGGCACACGGUUCAAACUGGCAUAAUCAAGAACAUCAAGAAAAGUCCAAACUUCCCAGGAUCUGUCCUGUUCCUCAAAGUGCUUCUCCCCAAAGAUGAGAUAUAUACUCCACCCAUUGUGCUCAAGGUUAUUGACCACAGGCCCUUUGGCCGAAAACCAGUUGUCGGACAAUGUACAAUACAUUCCCUGGAGGAGUUUAGAUGUGACCCUUACACAGUCAACACUGAGGUGGCAAUGUCUGCCAAGGUGGCCAUGAUGUCAGCCGCUCCCAGAGAUGUAGUCAUUGAUAUGGGAGGUGGAAUGCCCAUCAUUUCCAGACAGGAAGAAGACACGGUAGACUGGUGGAGUAAAUUCUUCGCCUCCAUUAAUGAGCACGAUAAGUGCGGCCCUUACCUCCAAAAGGGAUAUGACACAUUAACAGUUUACGACACAGAGCUUGAGGCGGUUCCGGAAUUUAGGGGCCUGACAGACUUCUGCAGUACAUUCAGACUGCAAAGGGGGAAAACCGAGGAUGAUGAUGACGACCCAUCUGUGGUGGGAGAGUUUAAGGGGUCAUUUCGAGUGUAUCCCCUAUCUGAUGAUCCAAGUGUGUCAGAACCACCAAGGGAAUUUAGGGAGUUGCCUGAGAGUCGCCCUCAGGAGUGCUUGGUCAGAAUUUACAUCAUACGCUGCGUUGACCUUCAGCCCAAAGACAACAAUGGCAUGUGUGAUCCGUACAUAAAGAUUACAUUGGGGAAGAAAACGAUUGAUGACAGAGAUCACUACAAACCAAACACCUUGAAUCCAGAUUUUGGAAGACUGUUUGAAUUGAGCUGCUAUAUCCCUCAAGACAAAGAUUUGAAGAUUUCCGUCUUUGACUUUGACCUGCUCAGUGCUGAUGAGAAGGUGGGAGAAACAGUGAUAGACCUUGAGAACCGACUUCUGUCUCGGUUUGGCUCUCACUGUGGCAUACCCAAAUCUUACUGCAUAUCUGGAGUGAACCAGUGGAGGGACCAACUCAAACCAUCUCAGAUCCUACAGAAUCUAGCCAGAAUGAGAGGAAUUGCUGCUCCUCACAUUGCAGAUGAUGGUAGUUUUCUGUCUUUUGGAGGAAAAGAGUACAGACUUGCUGAACUGGAGGCCAAUAAAAGCAUCCACCCACACCUGGGCCCACCUAAGGAGCGAAUCUGCCUUCAUGUUUUGAGAAGGCAAGGCCUCGUACCCGAGCAUGUGGAGAACAGGACUCUGUUCAGCACCUACCAGCCCACUCUAUCUCAGGGUAAAAUUCAGAUGUGGGUUGAAAUAUUUCCGAAAAGCCUUGGUUUUCCCGGACCUGUUUGCCAAAUCAAUCCUCGCAAACCAAAAAAAUAUUUCCUGCGAGCCAUCGUUUGGAACACGACUGAAGUCAUUCUGGAUGAGACCAGCAUCACAGGAGAAAACAUGAGUGACAUCUAUGUGAAAGGGUGGAUGCCGGGCAUGGACGAAGACAAGCAAAAAACUGACGUCCAUUACAGGUCUCUAGAUGGAGAUGGAAAUUUCAACUGGAGAUUUGUCUUUGGCUUUGAAUAUCUGCCGGCAGAACAAUUGUGUCUUGUGUCUAGAAAGGAGCACUUUUGGAAUCUCGACAAAACCGAGUUCAGGAUCCCUCCCAAACUGACUAUUCAGAUCUGGGACAAUGACAAGUUCUCUUUGGAUGAUUACUUAGGCACAGUUGAGUUGGAUCUGCUUCAUCUUAUUCCCCCAUCUAAGACCCCUGAGAAGUGCAGUUUAAGCAUGCUAACACAAACAGGCAAGAGCCUUCCCCCAACAUCACUCUUCUCCCAGAAGUCAGUGAGAGGGUGGUGGCCAUGUGCCAUGGAACAGGAUGGCAAAAAAACCCUGGCAGGUAAAGUGGAGAUGACUCUAGAAGUGGUGGAGGAGAAGGAGGUUGAGGAGAGGCCAGCCGGGAAGGGAAGAGAUGAACCCAACAUGAACCCCAAACUUGAUCUUCCAAACCGGCCAGAUACGUCCUUCUUUUGGUUCACAAGUCCUUGUAAGACCUUGAAGUUCAUUGUAUGGCGCAAAUUCAAAUGGAUCUUUAUUGGAAUCCUCAUUCUCUCACUGGUGAUUCUGUUUCUUGGGAUCCUCUUGUACUCCUUCCCUAACUACAUCUCCAUGAAAAUCGUGAGGCCGUUUUAAUAGGAGAAUUUUGAAUAUUGGUGAAUCAACCAGCGAUAUGACAUAGUCAACAGUGAACCUGUUUUUAGGCAUUUCUUGUUUUUACUCCAGACUUGAAUGGCAAGUCUAUUUUAAAGGCUAUUAUUCUCCUUUGGGGACUACACUGGGUUAGUGGUAUACAACACUGCAAGAAGUUGCACAAUGUUCACUUGAUAUAUUUUCGAAAUAAUGCAAAAGGUGGAUUUCAUUUUUUUGUUUCAAUGUUUUGGUUUUGUAUAUUUAUCCUGUUCAUAUAUAGUAGGCUAGUAUUUGCAUUUUCAAAUGGAUGUUGAUGCAUCCAUUCCUUUGUUGUUUAUUGUUCAUUAAACGAUUGUUUCUUGUA